UUUUAUUACGAGUGCUGUGCCUCAUUGGUAAUUUAGACUUUUUAGAUGUAAUUUGCAUUUUUUUAUUUGAUUUGGAUUAUCGUAAGGUGAUCUAGACUUUUUAGAUGUAAUUUUAAUUUUCUGGAAUUAAUUUUUGAGUUUUUCUGGAUUUCUGGAAGAAAUUUUGGGUGGCCGGCAGGGGGAAAGAGGGGAAAUUGGAACUGGAAGGACACUAUGGCGACCGGAGGAUUGAUGCUUGGCCGCUCAUUUCCGCUGCUGCUAAUCCACAGCAGCAAGACGGUGAAGCUCACUCAUGGCUAUGGCCGCCGCGCCUCUUACUCUUUUCUCGGCGGGAGCGGUAGUCCUUGUUGGCGGCAGAACAGCGCGGCGAGGUUUUCAGCGAAAGCAUUGACGAACGAGGAAGCGCCGGACGUCCGGCGACUGGCUCAAACCGCUCGAAUUUCGCUCACUGAACAAGAGGUGGAGGAUUUCGGCCCCAAAAUCCAACAAGUGAUUGAAUGGUUUGGGCAACUUCAGGGUGUGGAUCUCAAUCAAGUCGAGCCUGGGAUCCGAGCAGCAACAGCAGCAGAGGCUGAAGGAGUGAACUUGAGGGACGAUGUUCCUGUAACAUUCCCCAAAACGGAUGCCAUCAUUGAAGGCCUUCCAAGCUACGACGAGCCUUAUGUUCGAGUUCCUAAAGUCUUGCACAAGGAGGAUUGACUUAACGAGCCUACAUAUCUCACAUCAAUCUUCCCAGGAAGUUUUGGCUGGCUCUGUGUCCUGUCUGUGCACUGAACGUUUUGUCAUUUCUUACUGAGAGAGUAGUACGUAGGUUGUAUUGCUGUCCCGUUUUAGCAUUAAUUCGAUUCCAUCAAAUUGGUUCAGGUAAUAGGACAAGGAGUAAGGUUGUGAUGUGUAGCAAGCUUAAACUUUCAUUGACUUGGAAGCAUUAAACAUUACUCAAUAUGAGCAGAAAGCUUCAGGUUGUUAUUCGCGUGAAGGCUCUGCAUUUACCUUCAGGAAUGCAGUGAGCACAACAUCCAAGAACCUUCAACCAACCAUCCAUUGACAAAGAAGGUUAAACCACUAACGGAAAGGUUUCGAGACGAUACUGAGAGCAUCCCAGAGUUUUCGUCUUAAGAUGCAAACCAUCAGAUUCUGUCUGAUUAUUUCCUUACCAAGCUCUUCAACUUGCUGACUUUCCUACCCAUCCUAGAAAAGUGUGUUGCUCAAACACUGACCAUACCGUGCCUCAGCUCGAUAUCGUCGAGCCCAACGUACAAUUCCUUAAUCUUGAUUACCCAUAUCGUGCCUCAGCCCGACACCAUCGAAACCGAAGAGAUAGGGAGGAACAGUUUGUUGCUAGUUUUCUUUUGCUUGGUGCGACUUGGUACUGAAGUAUUACAUUAUGUACAAGUCAGUGUUUAUUCUAAUAAUGUACAAGGAUAAUA
Messenger RNA from Linum trigynum, 1430 nucleotides. NCBI's taxonomy places the organism in Eukaryota, Viridiplantae, Streptophyta, Magnoliopsida, Malpighiales, Linaceae. The record is from the annotation of a GenBank genome assembly.